CACAAUAUAAAUUACAGUCAUCACCCUUAGAUGCAUUGCUGCAAAACCCCUAAAACCCCUCUAAUGGCAUCCCUCAAUACACUCAUCCAAAAUCCAUUCACCAAAUAACCAAAAAAAAAAAAAAACCACCAAUGAUACACCUAAAAAAAAUUCAAUCUUUACAUUUUCUAACAAAUUUUCAACUCCAUAAACUUGCCUUAAACCCAAUAAUAUCAUCAACAUGCUUAAACUCUUCAACCCCAUAUCAAAUUACACAAUUUUCAUCAUCUUUUUUAAGACCCUUUUCAGUUUCAACUCAGUUACAAAAAGAACCAACAAGUUCAGAAAAGAAAAAAACAAAGAAACCAUUGAGUAUUUUCUUUCAAGAAUCUGUUGGUCUAUUAGAAAAAUCUGAACAAUCAGAAAGUGAGGAUGAAACUGACAAUGAAAGUGAAAACAAGGGACUAAAGUGUAGAUUAAGCAAGUUAGAGGAUGAAGUUAGGAUUUUGCAAGAAAAGAGAAAAAAUGAAAAGGAUAAUAGGAAAAAUGGGGUGUUGGAAAAUGAGGUAAAGAGUAAAAAAUUACAUGAAUUAUUUGUAAAUGAGGUGAAAUCAAGAAAGUCAACGCCGUUGACUAUGGAUGAUCAUACAGUGUACAAAGAGUUAUCACCUGAUAUGGUUAUGUUUGUGAAGCAUUUAUAUAAAGAAGGGUAUUUUAAAGAUUCAAACUUUUUGCCUAGGAAGAAGUUUGAUAUUACUUGCUUUGAGAAUAGUUAUGGUCGCGAUUUUGUGAAGUAUGCAGCUGAGCAGUUUGGUAGAGAUCACCAGGAGAUUGCUAAAUGGUUGUCUGGCAGUGACUUGAAAAAGGUGGCCCUUUUUGGUUGCCCUUCUAUCGCAAAGAAGACUGUUUUUUCUGCUAAGAGGUUGCGUGCAUAUUUCAGAAUUCAAGAAGAUAAUGUAUGCAGCAAAUGUGCCUUAAAAGCGUCAUGCAAGUUUGUGAAUCAGAGUGUUUGGAACCGCGAUAUGAACAAUUUACAGUUGCCUGUAGUAAUGCGGGUUAUUACUCUGUACGCGCUGGAAUCAGUUCCUCCCCAGUUAGUAAUACCAGAUGAAAUAAAGACUUCGGUCAAUCGAUUGCUGAUGGACAUUUUGAGACUUAGUCAAACUGUGUGUUAAUGCUUCUUCAGUAUCAAACAAGUAGAUCAGCAUACAGGUAGAUUGCUAUAUACUGACACGAUCUUUUUUUGUUUCUUUUUUGAUAACCGUGGUGUCUAUGUCAGCCUGCGCACACCUUGACUAAUUUCACAAGGCACCUUCUACCUCCCACCAGUACAGGUGCCGGGUAUGCUGAUACGAUCUUGCUAAUUCUAUACCUGGUUGCACUAUAUUUUGUCGUGCUUAUUCCACGACUAGUGCCUAUGUUAAUAUGAAUUUAUGUGCCAAGAUGGGUAGUCGGGUUGAAUCUCUGGAUAAGUGGUGGAAUCUUAGUUGGUGGAGGUGGCUGAAGUCAAGUGUUUGUUUCUUAUAAGAAAUCUGUAAAUGCCUCCUUCAGAACAUAUUUUUUCUUGAUCCAAGGACAGACAUAUUUAACAAGAUUUCAUUCAACUUUUGCAGAAGAUAUAUGAUGACUUUAAACCGAUAAACAAAGUGUAGUAAAGUCAAAUAUUUGCGUUAGCAGAAAAUAUAUCGAAAAUUUUCUCCAUGAAUGUACGAUAUAUGAAAAAUACGUGUCAUGUGUUUAUUGGAUUAAGAAAACAUCGGAUGAAA
This is a messenger RNA of Lycium barbarum (goji berry), 1745 nucleotides long. RefSeq lists its product as uncharacterized. Gene Ontology annotation, cellular component: cytoplasm. The transcript is spliced from 3 exons. NCBI's taxonomy places the organism in Eukaryota, Viridiplantae, Streptophyta, Magnoliopsida, Solanales, Solanaceae. The record is from RefSeq and is a predicted model, not a curated record. Gene Ontology annotation, molecular function: mRNA binding. The coding region runs from base 132 to 1154 and encodes 340 amino acids.